GAAAGUCGCCAGAGUAGACCGUAACUAAUGAACUGACACUGUUGGACUUGCAACUAAGGCCAAACCAAAGCUAGUUUCGUGUAAUUCAAUCUCUCUUUCUCUCUCUCACCAAACACUCUCAACUUUUCUCUCUCAGCUCCAAGAACCAAUUACGUUUUCUCUCACUCCAGUGUGUUCUAUUCGUUUUCAUCCGUUCUUCGAAAAUUCGCUGGUAGAGGUUGAUAUUUGAGUGUUUGUAGAUUGGGUGAUUUAGGCUAUUGUUGGAGGAGAGAGUGUAAAUGCAGAAACCAUCUACCGACGCAAUUAGUAUGGGAAAAAGGAGCCUGGAGGGUGGAGAAGAUGAUCAGCCUGAACGAAAGAGGCCUGCUCUCGCCAGUGUAAUUGUUGAAGCUCUUAAGGUGGACAGUUUGCAGAAGCUUUGCUCAUCUUUAGAGCCUAUUCUACGUAGAGUUGUGAGUGAAGAGGUGGAGCGUGCUUUGGCAAAGUUAGGUCCUGCAAGAAUUGGUGGAAGGUCUCCACCUAAAAUGAUUGAAGGCCCUGAAGGUAGAAACUUGCAGCUGCAAUUUAAGUCCCGGCUGUCUCUUCCCCUCUUCACAGGAGGAAAAGUAGAAGGCGAGCGGGGGGCUCCAAUACAUGUUGUUCUGAUUGAUGCCAACAGUGGAAGCGUUGUAACAUCUGGACCUGAAUCCUCUGUUAAGCUUGAUGUUGUUGUCCUUGAAGGUGAUUUUAACAAUGAAGAUGAUGAAGAUUGGACCCAAGAGCAUUUUGAAAGCCAUGUGGUAAAAGAACGUGAAGGAAAGAGACCUUUAUUAACUGGGGACCUGCAAGUAACACUCAAGGAAGGAGUUGGAACAUUAGGGGAACUGACCUUUACUGAUAAUUCAAGCUGGAUACGGAGCCGCAAAUUCCGGCUUGGCCUGAAGGUUGCCUCAGGCUUUUGUGAGUCCGUACGCAUUCGUGAAGCUAAGACAGUGGCUUUUAAUGUUAAAGAUCAUAGAGGAGAAUUAUAUAAGAAGCACUACCCUCCUGCAUUGACUGAUGAAGUGUGGAGAUUGGAGAAGAUAGGCAAGGAUGGAUCAUUUCACAAGAAGCUGAAUAAUGCAGGAAUAGUCACAGUUGAAGACUUUCUUCGGCUCGUGGUUAAAGAUCAACAGAAAUUGCGGAAUAUCCUUGGAAGUGGUAUGUCGAACAAGAUGUGGGAGGCUCUUUUAGAGCAUGCAAAAACAUGUGUUCUAAGUGGGAAGCUCCAUGUUUAUUAUCCAGAAGAUGCAAGAAAUGUUGGUGUUAUUUUUAACAAUAUCUAUGAGCUGCGUGGUCUUAUAUCAGGAGAACAAUUCUUUUCUGCGGAUUCUCUCACUGAUACCCAGAAGGUUUAUGUAGAUUCGUUGGUGAAGAAAGCAUACGAAAAUUGGGAACAGGUUGUAGAUUAUGAUGGCAAAUCACUUGUUAAUGGCAACCAAAAUACCAGUUCUAUUGCAUCUGAAAAUGAACUUCGUGUUGAGUCAAUUGAUUAUGGUUCUGGUUUAGAUCAUCAGCUGCAACUGCCGGGACUUCCAGUGUCCGUUCCUUCUGAACAUCAAAUGAAUUCUGGGAUGUCAGUUGGGGGUUAUAACGAUAAUGAGGUAACACGAUAUCCAACCCAGUCAUUGAUUUCAAACUCAAGCUCCCGGAGUCAGUUCGAUAGCUCAUUAUAUCUGUCUAAUGACCAAUUAAUUACCAAUACUCACCACUCCCCAAACGCUAGAAACGAUCAUGGGACAGUUGGGUUAGCUCUAGGACCUCCUCAAUCAUCGACGUCAGGGUUCCAUGCUGGUAGCUCUUCUAUUCAGCCAUCUACUCUAAACCCUUUUGAUGAUUGGUCACACAACAGGGACAAGGGGGUUGAUGAAUUCUUUUCAGAAGAAGAAAUCCGCCUCAGAAGUCACGAAAUGUUAGAGAAUGAAGAUAUGCAGCACUUGCUUCGGCUCUUCAGCAUGGGAGGCCAUGGGUCCAUGAGUGCGGAGGAUGGCUUUUCAUUCCCAACAUAUAUGCCAUCUCCCAAUAUACCAAACUAUGAUGAGGACCGUUCUCGCCCAGGCAGAGCUGUUGUGGGAUGGUUGAAGAUCAAGGCAGCAAUGAGGUGGGGGUUCUUUAUCAGGAAGAUAGCAGCUGAGAAACGGGCACAGAUAGAGGAGUUAGAUGAAUAGGUUGUUUGGACAAUGGUUGCAGGCUUAACAGUUAGCCUUAAGAUCAUACUGAUAUUCUGCAGAUUUAGUAGUCUUUAUCAGUUGCCAACCAAGUUGUGCAGUCCACGGUGUUAAUAUUUAAUUUAUGCACCUCUGUAUCUGAUUUGACCGUACGUCUGUCCCGGUAUCUUGUACAGUUUGUUGAUGCUUAGGAAAAACCGUGAUUGUCAUUUGUUUUUCAUUUUAUGUUUAUGCUCUUGACUUUCUAUUGGCUUUGGGUUUUUAGGGAUGAUGUAUUUACGCAAUACCUCAUAUUUGAGACGAUAACUAAGACUGAUCAUUGUAUAUUUUUGAGCAACUUGAUUUCUGGUUGUAUUAUCACUUAUUAUCUUA
Molecule: messenger RNA, 2558 nt
Organism: Vigna angularis (adzuki bean)
Lineage: Eukaryota; Viridiplantae; Streptophyta; Magnoliopsida; Fabales; Fabaceae
Product: calmodulin-binding protein 60 B
Exons: 10
Coding region: 279-2186 (635 amino acids)
Biological process (GO): regulation of salicylic acid biosynthetic process
Cellular component (GO): nucleus
Molecular function (GO): DNA-binding transcription factor activity; sequence-specific DNA binding; calmodulin binding
Source: RefSeq, a predicted model, not a curated record